This is a messenger RNA of Macrosiphum euphorbiae (potato aphid), 1056 nucleotides long. The record is from the annotation of a GenBank genome assembly. NCBI's taxonomy places the organism in Eukaryota, Metazoa, Arthropoda, Insecta, Hemiptera, Aphididae.
AUGGAGACCUUAGAUGAUGUUGAAGCGAUUUGUGUAGUGUAUAGUUUAUAUAAAAGACAACAGUUAAAACAAAAAAUGACCAGGAAGAGAAAAUACUGGGUGCAUCCGUUGAAUAUGAAAAAAAUCAACGAAGACAAUAUAAAACAAUUAAAAAGAGGUGAAAUUGCUUAUAAAGAUGGUCAUGUUUUGAAGUUUCAAGCCGAUCUAGAUUUAAACAUAAUUGUAGGAGAAAUCAAACUAAGUAUGAAGAAUGAUAAAUAUAAGGUAAAUAUGAUGUUAAAUGAUAGUUGUAUAGUUGAGGCAGAAUGUACAUGCCCUAGUGGACAAGUAGUUUGCCGCCAUAUAGCUGCCCUAGCACUUUAUACUUACUAUAAUCUUAGCUCUACAGACAAAUCUUGUUCAUGGAAUUUGAGAAAAAGUAACACAUGUGAUGAAGUAAAAACUAUCAGUCAGAUUUAUGGUGGUUUUGUUAGCCCUUCUACUAUUAUUUCAGAUGAAGAUUUUUCUACUUUCAAACAUACUUUGGAUAAUUUAUCUACCCCAGUUAGUUUUUCUUGGUUAUUAAGACCUGAACCAGAACAUAUAGAAUCAAAUGAAUCUUUAAAAUUUCAAUUAAGUUCUAUAGAAAGUGUAGUAAAUAAAUAUGAUUGUAAACAAUUAGUAAAGACUGGACAUUUUGAAGCAUUGGGUUUAACAAAUGAAAAAUCAGGUAUUAGAGUUUUAGGAAAAGAACAAAAUGUAAAUGUUAUACCAACUGGAUUAUGGUUAGCGAACAAUGGAUUUUUAGGAGCAUCUCCAGAUGGCUUAAUAAAUUCUGAUUAUAUUGUUGAGAUAAAAUGUCCAUGGAAGUUCAGAAAUAAAGCAUUAGAUAUUGAACUUAAAAAUGAUCACAGACAACUAUAUUUAACUAACCGCAAGUUGUGUUACCUUGUCGUUUGGACACCUAAUCAAACAAUGAUUACCGAAGUUGAAAAGGAUCCAGACUGGUUUAUUAAUCUUAAAGUAUUAGAACAAUUCUUUAUUAAGAAUUUCAUACCUUUUCUUAUUGAAAAUUAA